This is a messenger RNA of Cucurbita maxima (winter squash), 1496 nucleotides long. Its product is annotated as putative phosphatidylinositol 4-phosphate 5-kinase 11. NCBI's taxonomy places the organism in Eukaryota, Viridiplantae, Streptophyta, Magnoliopsida, Cucurbitales, Cucurbitaceae. Gene Ontology annotation, molecular function: phosphatidylinositol kinase activity. Gene Ontology annotation, biological process: phosphatidylinositol metabolic process. The coding region runs from base 41 to 799 and encodes 252 amino acids. The transcript has 8 exons. The record is from RefSeq and is a predicted model, not a curated record.
AAACAUACUAGAGCUAGAGAAAAUAGAGUAUGCUGACUAUAUGUUGUCCAUUUGUGGUGAUGAGACUCUAAGAGAAGUUUCUUCGCCCGGAAGAAUUGGCAACGUGAUAUUUCUCUCAAAUGACAACAGAUUUGUGAUAAAAACCCUGCGAAAAUCUCAAGUCAAGGUUCUCAGGGACAUGCUUCCUAAAUACUAUCGACAUCUAAAUAAGCACGGCUCGUCAUUGUUGACCACAUUAUAUGGACUUCACGUAGUGAGACCCGUCGGAGGUAUUAAGGUUUACUUUGUAGGCAUGUCAAACGUCUUGCAAUCAGAUUUGCACUUGCAUCGGCGAUAUGAUCUCAAAGGCUCGUCGAGAGGUCGGAAUUUUAACAAAGUGAUAGUCCAUGAGGAGAUAAUCUAUAAGGAUAUUGAUCUUGAUUUCUACUUUUACCUCGAACCGUCCCUCCGUAACAAGAUAUUGUUGCAACUCAAGUAUGAUUGCGAGUUUUUGGAGGCUGAGGGCAUUAUGGACUACAGUCUUUUCCUUGGUGUGCAUAUAGAUGCCUCCUCGUGUCAAGGCUCAUUAGACAGGAUAAAUUCUGUUUCUGGAACGAGGACAGCUCGACAUGACAGUCCAGAGUUGACUGUUGCUGGCAUUCUUAAACAUAAUGGCAGGCUUGGUGCAAAACUUCCUGCAAACGCGGUCCGAACGCCAAGGAACGAGAUGGGAAUCGUUUCUUCACCAAGCAGGGUCAGGGUGCCAGAGUGCUACAAUGAUUUCCUUAGCAAAGUGUUCUUAGCAAGAGAAUCAACCUAAAACUGGCAUUUCGAGUGUUGAUCCAUGUCAAGUCAACCCAGUUGUAGUAAGAACUCCUCACUUUAUUGGGCAAUGAAUUGCAUGAAAUGUGGUUGAGAAUUCAGAGGAAACAAACCCAUUUGAUCCAUAUAAGGGAAAAAAUCCGUGGCUAACUUUUCAACCUUCUAUAAUUACGUUUUGAAUGUGGUUCUUAGUUUAAACAAUACUGCUGCACCAAAAGUAGCUGGUUUUGAACACAAAUCUAUCAUCCGUUACAAUAACAUGCUCUUCCUCCCUCCAUUCACUCUUGUCAUUUUCUUAAACGCCGAUCCCAGAUCUCUCCCACCAUUGAUUUGCAUACCCGUCUCCAUUAAUGCCCACCAUUUCCCCCUUCCACUUCACCAUAUAAUACCCCCCACCCCUCUGCCUCAUUCCAUAUCCAUUCCUUCCACCGCGGAGGAAGAGAGCUGCCGACCGAGCUCCCUUCAAUUCAAAGAGAGGGGCGGUUGAGGGUCAAAGGAAGUGCUGCGAGUUCAUGAAUGCCUAUGGGGUGCCGCUCCUUCGCCUAAGCGCGCCGCCGCACCUUCCAAAGGCUUGCAUGCGCUCGGAGCUGUUCUUGCCUUCUCCUUUCCUUUAUUGGAUUGAAGGGAGCUCUUCCCAUGUUAUCUCCUCCGCUUUCUCUUUCUCUUAUCUAUCAAUUUCUUAUCAUUUCUUCCCU